Messenger RNA from Kuraishia capsulata CBS 1993, 1920 nucleotides. RefSeq lists its product as uncharacterized. Gene Ontology annotation, biological process: actin cytoskeleton organization. NCBI's taxonomy places the organism in Eukaryota, Fungi, Ascomycota, Pichiomycetes, Pichiales, Pichiaceae. Bases 1 to 1920 code for a protein of 639 amino acids. The transcript has a single exon. Gene Ontology annotation, cellular component: cell projection; plasma membrane; cortical actin cytoskeleton. The record is from RefSeq and is a predicted model, not a curated record. Gene Ontology annotation, molecular function: calcium ion binding; actin filament binding.
AUGGAGGAGGCUGAAAAGCGACAUUUGACUCAGCAGAAGACGCUUUUGCGAUGGGUGAACUCAAAGAUACGACAACCGCUCCAGCAUAUUGACCAGCUUUGCGGAUAUCCCGGGAGAAGCUCCAUUCCUCUUGUUGAGCUAGUUUGUGCGUUAUGGGAUGGCUUUGACCAAAGCCUUGCAGAUAAUAAAAAAUCGAAUGCGCAGCUGAACCGUAUACAUCGGGUGGAAAAGACUGUACAAAUCAUGGAUGUUUUGGUGGAAAAAGGACUGAUAUGGCAACGGUUCGAUGCAGCAAAGUUAGUGGAUGGAGACUCCAAAUCUAUAUGCAAUCUCCUGUUCACACUUGUGAUGGAAUUGGCCAAUGUUGAGCUUGCAAAUCUGGAAAAAAGCCAAAGCAUUGCACAUGCUAAAAAACGGGACUUUUUAGUUCAUUGGUGUCACCAGUGUACUUCCAAGCAUAGAAUAACAAAUGUUAUAGACCUAUCUUCAAGUUGGUCCAAAGGAAAUGCCAUAUAUGCAAUGUUUGACCAUCUGAAGCCUCGGGUGAUUGAUUAUGAAGAAAUGCUCGAAACGAAGUUGCCAGAGGCGAGAGCCGAAAAUUUGGACUACGUGCUGGAUCUCUUUACGGAGUUCUUUCAUGUUCCAAGACUUAUUGAUGCAGAGGAUCUGAUGGUUGAUAGGCCAGAUGAAAGAUCGGUCACAACACUUGUAGUGGAGUUGUUUAACUCGGUGCAGGAUAUUAGAGAUAGAGAGAAGGUGAUUGCUGAAAAGGAGGUUCUUGGAGGGAAUGACGGGUUCCGGGUGUUCGUGGACUCUAUGCUCCAAAUAGUGGAAAUGAGAACGGAGGUGGAAGCGAGUUUCACAAAACUGCAGGACUCAGUUGAUGUGCUCUUGGAAAAUUUAGCCUCGGAAAAAGCUGCUUCGAAACGAGCGCUUGCAACAGGCUUGAAACUGGAUACAAUUGGGAAGAGUAGUGAUCUCAAGUCUCGACUCAAAACGGUGGGCUUGCUUUCAGGAUGCGAAGAUAUCUUCAAGGAGAUUUUGGAGAUUGUGAAGGAAGAGACAUAUAAAUUAGAAGCCCCUGAGGUUAAGCAGAAUGAUUUCGAGAAGUUGCUGAAGCUUUGUGAAGACAGGUUCACCAGACUACUACAUGGAACAACUGCAGACGUCGAGAUAUAUCUUGACGAGGAUCUUUUGGAGCAUCUUCAGCUGAUUACCAAGAUGUCAGAGGAUCUGAAAAAGAUAAGCAAUUUUUCGCGAAUGGCGAAUAGCGCUGCCAAUGGAUGGGACGACUCGUGUGAGUAUCGUCUCGGAUCUCUCAAACGAAACAUCCAAGACCGAUUGGUAUUUAUCCAAAAAGAGAUAAGAACGAGAGACCGAUUGGCCAAUCUCGGUUCCAAAAAAGUGGACAAACUGGCUGCCGAGAUGGGAAACCUCAAUCUUGAAGAACUGGACUAUGUCUUCAACAAGUUUGACACUGGCUCCAAAGGAUAUCUGAACAAAUCAGAUACAAGAAAGGCAAUCACGUUCAUGUACUCGGAAGUGAAUGUUUCCGCUAUAGAGAAAGCUUUUGAGGCAUCUCUUGCCCAGACUGGAAGGGUUCUCCGCGGGCUUUAUUUUGACGAGUUUGUACACCUUUCCAAGACAUUUGGCGAUGACGAAAGCGACGACAACGAUACUGACGACGUCCUGUCUUUGUCUAACUUUGGUAUUCUGAGUCUGUUCAAAGAAGUCAGCAAUGAUUCAAACACAGUCAAGAUUUGCGAUCUUGAGACCAAAUAUGGACACGAUGUUGCCGAGAAACUCAAGGUGUUGAUGUUGACAUCUAUUGAUGAAAAGAGCCUUGAGUAUGCAAUAUUUUUCAAUGGGGGAUUCAAGAACAUAGUCACUCCAAAGGAGCUGUUUAUGGCCGCGAGAUGA